AUGGACAGUGCAAACGCGCAAUCGUGGGCGGGCAUGGACGCUGCCGCCGACCAAGACUUCGGCAACCUCAUCGACUUCGACCACUUCAAUGACCUCGACCUGCCCGACUUCAACAACAUCGCCUUCAGCCAUGGCGGCUCGCAGAACAGCGCCAUGGCCGACGCGCUCGACGUACUCCACCAUCAGGACCACCCGUUCCCCCCGCAAGUUCCCCAGCAUCACGGAGACGGCGCAUCCGGCAGCCAGCAGGCGCAGCACAGCAUGCCCCAGCCGAGUGCCAGCUUCUUCGACUAUGGCAUCAACGGCAUGAAUGGCCUGUCGCAGUUCAACCAGGCUGGCACGCCCGUCUUCUCCCAGGCGCCUGAGCAAGUGUUCCGCCCGCACCACGGCGUCCCUCCCACGCCCAACUCCGUCGAGAUGCACGGCGACCCGCACCGCUACUUGCACCACAUGGACCAGCAGGCCCUCUACGACCAGAGGUACCGCCUGCACAAGGACGACGCUUCCUUCACCCCGCUCGUCUCUCCAGCAGUCACCCCCCACGACGCCCGCUUCCAGGUCCCCGACUUCACCGUAUCCGGCGCCUACUUCAGCCCCCUCACCUCGCCCGCGCUCAAUGCCCAGCCCCACCAGCAUGCCCACGCCCACUCGCAACUGCACUCGCACGUCUCGACGUCGGCGAGCUCCAACGGCCACUCGCCCACCGACGUCGACAUGGACAUGCUGGGCGAGCCUGCCCUGGUGCAGCCCGCAGAGCAGCGCCGGAGCCUGAGGACCAAGAAGAAUCCAUCCAGAGCGAGCACGUCCGCCAGCCGUGUGCGACAGUCACCCAUUGUGAAACCCGGCCGACGGAAACCCACCGUUUCCCUGCAACUCCCGCCCAAGGACGUCAGCGAGCUCAUGCACGAGGCACGCAACGGCCUCGACGUCCCACGAAGCCGCGACCACUCGGAGACCGACUCCAUCUCCCCUGAGCCUAUGCUGUCCGAGAUGCGCCCUCCGCCGAUUCCUGCCUCUGUCACACAUUCGCCCGCCAUGGUGGCCCAGAACGGCCAGGGUGCUGCACCUGCCACGCCUGCUUCGCUGAUGCGCAUACACCCGUCGCCGCAGUUCGACCCGUCCGUGAACCCGCCGCCGAUGAUGGAAGACCUCGCUCUGCCCGAGGCUUCGUUGGAGCCAAGACCCUCGUUAUCGAGGAUAGACACGGCAUUCCGCGACGGGGAGCUCGACACACCUCGCAUGUCCGCGCGCAAGACGCCCAAGAUGGGACCGCUCAGCACACCGGGCGCAGCCAUGUCGAACAGGCCCAGCCCUAUGCUCGAUCCCAUGUCAGGACCCACAAGUCCGGCUUUCUCAGUGACUUCGGGCAAAAAGCCGGACCCCAAACAGGGUCGCAAUCUGAAGAAGAGGGGUAGCGUCAGCACGAGUCUGGUCAGCCCAGCGUUGAGGCCGAAGAUAUCGCCGAGCAUCAAGCCUCUGCUCGCGGCCGGAGAGAACGGCGUCUCGGAUAACACCCACGCCCUCCUCCUUGCCUCCAAAUCCAACUACCAGAACAUCCUCGACGGUACCACUGUACCAGGUGUCUCGUAUCCCGCAUCCCUCUCCACAAACCUCACAUCAAAGCGCACCUCCCACAAGAUCGCCGAGCAGGGCCGUCGCAACCGCAUCAACACGGCGCUCCAAGAGAUGCAGGAUCUCCUCCCUCCCGGCUCGCAGACCGUCACUCCAGACGCGAAGAGCCCUGAAACGGCCGCACAGUCGAACAAUUCCAAGGCAGCCAAGGUGGAGAGCGCGAUUGACUACAUCAAGCACUUGAAGAGCGAAGUGUCACUGAAAGACCAACUGCUGCAGCAGAAGGAUGUUGAAAUGGAGGCAUUAAGGAAGCAGUUGGCCGAGCUGAGAAGGAGCAGCUCGGUGGGUGUGAGCUCAGAAUCUUCGACCGAAAAUGCUACAGACCUAAAGAAAGAGCAGGCUUCCACGCCUGCCACGGUCGACGAGACAUGA
Molecule: messenger RNA, 2004 nt
Organism: Ascochyta rabiei
Lineage: Eukaryota; Fungi; Ascomycota; Dothideomycetes; Pleosporales; Didymellaceae
Exons: 3
Coding region: 1-2004 (667 amino acids)
Molecular function (GO): protein dimerization activity
Source: RefSeq, a predicted model, not a curated record